UGGAAACUGCGAUGUUUUGAGAUUACAUCAGUGCGUCGUCAGAGCUCAGUUUUCAGUCUCAUCAGGCAGCAGGCGCAUUUUUAAGUGUGAAGCCUGGUCUCCCAGCUGUUAAUCUUUAAGAGGUGCAUUACCAAGGAAGGAGACGCCAGAUCCUAACUGACGGGUUGGCAAGGAAACCAAUCCAAGCUGCUGACGGAUUAAAGACGGGCAUCAUGACACAGGGCAAGCUAUCACUUGCCAACAAGGCCAGCGACUCCACAAGCGGAGAGGCCUUUGUGGCACCAGCUCCCCCCACAUAUGAGGAAGCUGUCGCAGGUGUCAGUGCUCCUUGCUACAAUGAUGUAGAGAUGCUCACAGAGUUCAGCUGGGAUGAUACCAACAUCAGGAGAGUCUUCAUUCGUAAGGUCUACUCUAUCUUGAUGAUCCAACUUUUGGUCACUGUUGCAAUUGUGGCUCUUUUUACAUUCUGUGAUCCAGUGAAAGAUUACAUUCAAACCAACCCUGGGUGGUACUGGGCCUCAUAUGUGGUGUUCUUUGUCACCUACUUGACUCUGUCAUGCUGCUCUGGACCCAGGAGACAGUUUCCAUGGAAUCUGAUCCUCCUUGCCAUCUUUACCUUAUCCCUUUCCUACAUGACUGGAAUGUUGUCCAGCUUCUAUAACACCAAGUCAGUAGUGAUGUGCCUGGGCAUCACAGCAGCUGUCUGUCUUGUGGUUACAGUCUUCAGCUUCCAAACCAAGCUUGAUGUGACCACAUGCCACGGUGUACUGUUCAUCUUCUGCAUGGUGAUGUUUAUCUCCGGACUGGUGCUGGCGAUUGUCCUCCCUUUUCAGUAUGUACCCUGGUUGGAUGCCAUUUACGCUGCCCUGGGAGCCAUUCUAUUUACAAUGUUUUUGGCGUUUGACACACAGCUCCUUAUGGGGAACAAGAGAUACGCCAUGAGUCCAGAAGAAUACGUGUUUGCCACGCUCAGCAUCUACCUGGACAUCGUGUACAUCUUCUCCUUCUUCCUCCAGAUCUUUGGAACAAGACGGGAUUAAACCCACCCUUCAAACCCGCAGAUAAGGGCUGCACCAUGAGAAUUUAAGAUGUUGGCGAUCAUGGUGACUGAGUUUCCAGUUAGCUUUUCUUUUUUUUUGGAUACUUUAUGAAUCACUUGUAGAGCUAGACGUACACCUGGACACAUAUUUAUAAAUAUUGUCACCUCAAGCUGUCUGAUACCUUCCAAUCAAAUUUCCAGCAUGUUUGUGAACCCAACCUGUAGGUUAACUUGCUAGCUUUACGAGCCAGAAACAAUCAGUGAUUCGUGAUGUCUCUUCAUUCGGUGUUGAUGAAACAUUCUGGGUGUGUCUAUAUGUAGUAGGUGUAUCGGUGCAUUCGCGUCAGAAAUCACCUGCAAAUAACAAAUAUCACUGAUCAUCUAGAAUUAAUUGAAAAAUCAAAACAUAAUGCAUGGCUUUUAGCUUAAACUUAUGCAAAUGACACUCAUUCUUUUUUUUUUUUUUAUUGUUGCUGUGGUUCUUUUUUUAGACUGAUAUGACAAAUAUAACUUUAAAUGCUUAAAAAAGAAAAAAGAAAUAUAUAUAUAUAUAUAUAUAUAUAUUUAUAUAAAUGCAUUGUUGUCUCUAUGCUGUGUAUUGCAAGUGUUCUACAUAGUUUAACAACUUGACAGUAGGUAAUACAUUUUUUCUAGGCUUUAAAUGGCAAUCCCAAAAUAAUUUUUCACAUUAAGUGCAUAUUGACAUGAAUGAUUUUUUAGCCGUGUGGCCACAAAGCUUCUGUUCAACGUGUGACUUUGGUGCAGUGCUUGUAUGUGAUUUGUCCAACAUGUGUUUGAACCAACUUACUUCUAUGGAGGAUUCUUGAUUGACGUCUUUCCGAAAGAUAUUCAGAUUGAGCCUUAUAGGUUUCAGUGUUAUUGAUGUGAGAACCUUCAAUCAAUUUGAUGGUAUAUCUGUCAGUAAAUAUAAAGAUAAAUGUAACAGUGCCAAACAUGCUGGGGUUUUAUGCACCUUUUAGAAGGACUGCAUUUAUGGAGGAACCUGAAUGCUUUCCUUUCAUUUUAUUUUACUAUUUUAGACAGUGGCAUUUAAAGUUAUAAAGUCUGAUGCUACAAAGGAAUUUAUAGGAGUUUUAAAGUGUUCUUUUUACCACUUUUAUUUUAUUAUAUUGGUGAAAUAUGUUGUUUUAAGAGGACUCUGCAUUUCAUCCUGGAAUUGGUGUUACUAUAUAAUUUAUUAAAGUGUGUGUAUAAAUAUAGUCACCAGUUCUGAUUAAAUAAACUGAGCUUCAACACC
Molecule: messenger RNA, 2297 nt
Organism: Girardinichthys multiradiatus
Lineage: Eukaryota; Metazoa; Chordata; Actinopteri; Cyprinodontiformes; Goodeidae
Product: protein lifeguard 2-like
Exons: 12
Coding region: 213-1040 (275 amino acids)
Biological process (GO): negative regulation of apoptotic signaling pathway
Cellular component (GO): Golgi apparatus; membrane; endoplasmic reticulum
Source: RefSeq, a predicted model, not a curated record